Cetraspora pellucida is the source of this 423-nucleotide messenger RNA. The record is from the annotation of a GenBank genome assembly. Lineage: Eukaryota; Fungi; Glomeromycota; Glomeromycetes; Diversisporales; Gigasporaceae.
AUGUUUAUUAUACUUAAAGCGAACUACAAAUUAUUGUUGACACAACCUAGAAGAGACACAUUAAAAAAAGGUACAUUAAAAGAAAGAUGCAUUAAAAGAAAGACAUUAAAACAAUCGGAUCUCGGUUUGAUUCAUGUAUGGAUUGACGGAUAUAUUACAGGAUUCAAUGAUAAUGAGAAUAAAUGGAAUAGAAAUGGAAAAGUAGAUGUUUGUUUAAAAGGUCUUGAUAAUUCUAGAAAUAUAAAACAAGAAUUUUUAGAAGAAAAUCAACAUAAGCAGGGAGGUGAGUCGGCAAUUGCGAUUUAUGGAAUAACUAAAAAUCCAAAAGAUAGUAAUUACAUGAUGGUCAUGGAGUAUGCAAAGCAAGGAAGCCUCCGAAAAUUAUUAGAUAGCAAAUAUACUGAAUUAGAUUGGGGUUCUAAA